AUGGACCUCUUAAUUAGACACCUCAACACUAAACUCGAAAUCCUUUCUAAGACCGAAGUACGAUACUCCGGUAUUUUCUCAUCUUAUAACCAAGAUAAGCAAACUGUAACUUUUACCAAAGUCCUUUCUCAUGGUACAGAGAACCGAUUAGCCCCCAUUAAAAUACCCGCCUCACCCCAAGUCUAUGAAUACAUUGCCUUCAAAGUCGCCAACAUUGCCAAGAUUAGACCACCCAAUAAUUCCACCUGGAUUUGUAUCAAUUCAUCUACCUCAUCAUCUACUACUACUAAUAACACCUCUACUACUAAUACCACUCAUACUCAUCCUAAUACUACUUCAUCUACCCACUCCAAACCAUCCCACCCCAAACAAACUCAUUCUAAACCACCCCACUCUAAACCAUCACAUUCCAAGUCUUCUUCUACCUCUACCUCUGCAACUCCUAAUCCUAACUCCACCACCCCAUCUUCUUCACAUCUCAAUCUUAAUCCUCCCAACUCCACCACUACUUCUACUACUACUACUACUUCUUCUAACUCCACUACUACUACCCACCCCAACACACAUACCCAUACCACCUCAACUCAACCUAACUCCACCUCUACCCACCCUAACUCCACCACAACCCACCCUAACUCAAUACUAACCACUCAAUCUAAUACCUACUAUAUCAAAAACCCCUUCCAUCGAGCUAUCAAAGUCCCAGACGAAGAGUACGAUUUCACCAGUCCUAACUCACAACUCCAAAGACUUAAACCCCCUAAAAAACCAACUACCCCAUACAACCCCCAGACAUUUUUUGAUACUUUUAGAUAA
Molecule: messenger RNA, 816 nt
Organism: Nematocida homosporus
Lineage: Eukaryota; Fungi; Microsporidia
Exons: 1
Coding region: 1-816 (271 amino acids)
Biological process (GO): cytoplasmic stress granule assembly; P-body assembly
Cellular component (GO): P-body
Molecular function (GO): mRNA binding
Source: RefSeq, a predicted model, not a curated record